Messenger RNA from Syngnathoides biaculeatus (alligator pipefish), 512 nucleotides. It is a transcript of the gene cartl, whose product is annotated as cocaine- and amphetamine-regulated transcript-like. NCBI's taxonomy places the organism in Eukaryota, Metazoa, Chordata, Actinopteri, Syngnathiformes, Syngnathidae. The transcript is spliced from 4 exons. The record is from RefSeq and is a predicted model, not a curated record. Bases 161 to 490 code for a protein of 109 amino acids. Gene Ontology annotation, molecular function: neuropeptide hormone activity. Gene Ontology annotation, biological process: adult feeding behavior; G protein-coupled receptor signaling pathway; negative regulation of appetite.
UGCCCAUGAAAGCUGACUGUCCUUGAGAGGAUCUACAGAUAAGAGUGUGAGAAAAUGUCUUAAACAGCUGUACCAAGCUCAAAGAGAUAUACCCAUUAAACUUGAGGCCGUGAUUGCUGCCAAAGUUGCUACCCCAACACUUCUCUGUCCACACAACAAGAUGAGAACCAUGGAGAGGGCUGCUGUUUUCCAUGGGCUUCUAGUGGUCAGCCUGAUGCUUUUCUUGUGUCACGGCCAGAUGUCCCAGGAAGUGUCUGCUGAGGACUUGGAAGAGGACAAAAGCGAGCCAGGAAUAGACAGAGACUUGAUUGAAGCACUGGAUGUUUUCCUGGGUAGGAUGCAUAAUUGGAUUUCCACAGAGAAGAGAGGAACCAUCCCACUGUGCGGGAUGGGCGACCGGUGUGCCAUGAAAUUCGGGCCACGAAUUGGAAAGCUCUGUGACUGCGGCAGAGAAGCCACCUGCAAUUCAUACCUGCUCAAGUGCAUCUGACCCACUCACAAUUAAAAAUUCA